AUGAUCAGUGUUACUACUACUUUGACCGGCUUUUCUUUUAUUUACUUUCUGUAUUCUAGAAUUCCUUAUGCCAUGUUAUGUAAAACAUUUGAGCGAUGUGAAGCCACCACAAAACGCUUGGCAAUCACCGAGUACCUAGUUCAGCUAUUUUUACAGGCCAUUAAGUUGACUCCUAGCGGUUUACUCGAACUUCUUUACAUGUGCAUCAACAAGCUCUGUCCGGAUUACGAAGGGCUAGAGAUGGGUGUUGGCGAAUCAUUCUUGAUCAAGGCUAUUGUGAGUUCCACCGGUAGAAACAUUAAAAACAUCAAGGCAGAAUACAGAAGUACUGGUGACCUUGGUACUGUAGCCAUGAAUAGCAAAGGAUCGCAAGGAACUCUCUCUAUGCCAAAGCCCUUGACAGUUCAUCAAGUAUUUCAGACACUCAAGGAUCUUUCUCAAAUCACAGGCAACCAGUCACAAAAAAAGAAAAUCGACAAGAUAAACUCGUUACUGGUUCAGUGCAGAGGAAGUGAGGCAAAAUAUUUGAUUCGACAAUUGGAAGGAAAACUUCGAAUUGGUCUUGCAGAGCAAACUGUUCUAUCUGCCCUUGCCCAAUCGAUCGUAUUGAGUAAACCAGAAACCUCAAAGUUGUCCCAAGAAAAAAUAGAACAAGCAUUGGCUGAUGCCGCAGCAAUUGUCAAAUCUGUGUACAACCAACUACCUUGCUAUGAUAUGAUCGUUCCUGCUUUGCUCGAGUACUCUAUUAAAGAUUUCCCUGACCAUUGCAAUAUGAGACCAGGAAUCCCCUUGAAGCCCAUGCUGGCCCAUCCUACAAAGAGUCUAACUGAGAUUCUGGAUAGAUUUGAAGACAGAAAGUUUACUUGUGAGUUUAAGUACGAUGGUGAGAGAGCACAGAUUCACUUGUUACCAAAUGGAAAAUCUAUGGUUUACAGUCGUAACUCUGAGAACAUGUCUGAUCGCUACCCUGACAUCAUGUCAAAGCUGGCUAAUUGGGUGAUGCCUACCACUAGCUCGUUUAUUCUUGAUUGUGAGGCAGUGGCAUGGGACAAAGAAAACAAGCAAAUUCUUCCUUUCCAGGUCCUUAGUACUCGAAAGAGAAAGGAUGUCAAGGAAGAAGACAUCAAGGUGCAGGUGGUUGUUUUUGCAUUUGAUUGUCUUUACUUGAACGGCGAGUCCCUUUUGCGCCUGCCAUUGGAAGAACGUCGUGAAAAGUUGAGAUCUGCUUUCAAAGAGACUGAAAAUGAAUUCUACUUUGCACGCCAAAUGGACUCUAACAAUAUUGAUGAUAUUCAAGUUUUCCUUGACGUCUCCAUCGAAAAUAACUGCGAAGGCUUAAUGGUCAAAUUAUUUGAUGGCGAAGAGGCAUCCUAUGAGCCUUCCAAGAGAUCACGUAACUGGCUCAAAGUCAAGAAGGACUACCUGAGUGGUAUCGGUGACUCUAUGGAUUUGGUUGUUAUUGGUGCAUUUUAUGGACGUGGAAAACGAACAUCAGUAUACGGUGCAUUUUUGUUGGCUUGUUAUGAUCCCGAAACAGAAGAAUACCAGACAAUCUGUAAGAUUGGUACCGGUUUUUCUGAAGAAGAUCUCCUAAACCAUUACAAUGCAUUAAAGGGCCAUGUAAUUGAAGCUCCCAAGCGAUUCUAUUGCUUGGGAGAGAAUCCAGUCAAACCAGAUGUGUGGUUUGAGCCUGUUAAGGUUUGGGAGGUACUUUGUGCAGACUUGAGUAUCAGUCCGCGCUACAUGGCUGCCGUUGGAAAGGUCGAUGCUUCCAAGGGUAUCUCCCUUCGUUUCCCUCGAUUUAUCAGAGUUCGUGAUGACAAGGGUCCUGAAGACUCAACUUCGAGUGAGCAAGUUAUGACGUUUUACUACAACCAGGCUAAUAGCUCCAAAGGAAAGGGUGAUGACAUGGACUAUUAA
Molecule: messenger RNA, 1920 nt
Organism: Phycomyces blakesleeanus NRRL 1555(-)
Lineage: Eukaryota; Fungi; Mucoromycota; Mucoromycetes; Mucorales; Phycomycetaceae
Exons: 12
Coding region: 1-1920 (639 amino acids)
Biological process (GO): lagging strand elongation; DNA repair; DNA biosynthetic process
Cellular component (GO): mitochondrion; nucleus
Molecular function (GO): ATP binding; DNA binding; DNA ligase (ATP) activity
Source: RefSeq, a predicted model, not a curated record